Molecule: messenger RNA, 6329 nt
Organism: Ctenopharyngodon idella (grass carp)
Lineage: Eukaryota; Metazoa; Chordata; Actinopteri; Cypriniformes; Xenocyprididae
Gene: itga3b
Product: integrin, alpha 3b
Exons: 26
Coding region: 258-3383 (1041 amino acids)
Biological process (GO): cell-cell adhesion; cell adhesion mediated by integrin; leukocyte migration
Cellular component (GO): integrin complex; external side of plasma membrane
Molecular function (GO): integrin binding
Source: RefSeq, a predicted model, not a curated record
UCAGACUUGUGGGACAUUUCUAGUCCUCUAUUUGUGGAAGAAGCAGGACUGGUCAAGUGUGGCGGGCAGCGGCAGGUCUGAAUUCGCUGUGAGGGACGGGUGUGUGGAGGCGGGGAACAGAGAGCAGCAAAAAACACCUUACAGCUCAGUGCCAGAGAGUGAAAGGAGACGCUUACCUAUGGCGUGUCAUUGACCAGUUCACUCUUAUUGGCUUUGGUUGUGCAAGUGGAAGAGAGAGAGAAAAGGGAAUAUUAAAUAUGGCUGGAAAGUCUCUCCACUUGUGCGUAUUCGUAAUCUACGCGAUUCAAACGAACACUGGAUUUAACAUUGACGUGCAGUUCCCGGUCAUCAAAGAGGGAAAAACCAAGGGCAGUUUAUUUGGAUUUUCUGUUGCAUUGCAUAAACAGACCGAAAAGACAACGAAGAACUUGCUUUUAGUCGGGGCGCCUCAAGAGAAGGCCCAGUCCCAACUCAGCAAAUUCAACAUUAAUGAAACUGGAGCCGUGUAUUAUUGUCCCAUCACUAUUGAACAGGAUGACUGCAGGAGGAUGGACCUCAUCAGUGCACCGCAGUCAACGGAGAUGGUGGAGGGCAUGUGGCUGGGAGUGACCGUGGCCAGUCAAAGGAACGGAGGACGUGUGCUGGCAUGUGGCCAUCGCUAUGUAAAAAAACUGCUGGGCGCUGAAGAACAGCAGCGUAUGGUGGGCAAAUGUUACGUGCGGGGCAACGACUUGACCUACGACCCUUCUGAUUACUGGCAGUCGGACACUUACGAGCUGUGUGACUUCAACUAUGACCAGAACCUGGAGGGCAUGUGUAACAUGGGCAUCUCAGGGGGCAUGACGGAGGACGAUGUGUUCUUUGGGACCCCUGGCAGCUUUGUGUGGCAGGGCACUGUGCAUAUGAAAAGCAGAGACGUCAACUCAGAUUUUGCCGGAGAUGCCAAUGAAAGACGUUUCAAUAUGCUAGGCGAGGACAAGCUCAACAUCUACAUAGGUUACUCUGUGCUGGAGGACAUGAAGUUACUGAAUCGCUCUGAGUACACUGUGGUGACGGGGGCUCCCAGAGAUAAUUUCAAGGGUUCAGUGAUCCUGGCAGAAAAACAUGAUUUGGUUCUAAACCCACUGAUGACGAUCCCAGGGGAACAAAUUGGGUCGUACUUUGGCAGCUGUUUGGCGGUUACCGACCUCAACAAUGACGACUGGAACGACCUGAUCGUUGGCGCGCCGUUCUACUUUGACCGCUACAAGGAGGAGGGAGGGGCAGUUCACAUCUUCAUGAACGAGAACGGUUUCUUCCAGCAGAAAGCCAGCUUGGUUCUGAAGGGUAAAAAAGGCUCAGGGUUUGGAUUUGCUGUUGCUGCAGUGGGGGACGUCAAUCUGGAUGGGUUUCAAGAUUUUGCUGUUGGUGCUCCAUUCCAAGACUCUGGGAAAGUCUUUAUAUGGAUGGGAAGUCAAAAUGGAAUAACCAAGGAACCCAGCCAGGUGAUUGAGGGGAAAUCAGUAGGUCCCAGUGGCUUUCAGACAUUUGGCUACUCUCUCAAUGGAGGAAUGGAUAUGGAUGGAAAUGAUUAUCCUGACAUUCUGGUGGGCUCCAUGGACGACCGCAUCGCUCUCUUGAGGUCGCGUCCAGUCAUCCACCUCUCCAAAAACUUUACAGUGCAGCCGAAGAUUGUGAUUCCAAGCCAGUGUGUUAAUUCCUGCAUAAAGGUGAAGGUGUGUUUCAGUUACAAUCUCAGCAAUGGAAACAAAUCCUUCAAGAAGGAAAUCACUGUGAAGUACACAGUGGACGCUGACCAGAAUCGCCGUGGCCCCAGAGUCCGUUUCCUUGACAACAAGCAAAGCACAUUUACAGGCCUACUCUCUUUCGCUGCCCCCUCAUGUCAAGAGCUGGAACUUAGUGUUAAUAGUCCUGUGUGGGACAAACUUCAGCCCAUAGUGUUCACAUUGAACGUGUCCCUCUAUGAGCAGAAAGCAGCAGCACAACAAACAUUACAGAACCUGGACUCUUUCCCUGUGCUGAGCGGCCAGCAGACCCUGACAGACAAAACUGAGAUUAACUUUCACAAGGAGUGUGGUGAUGACAACAGGUGCAGCAGUAACCUGCAGCUGAAGGCCAGAUUUGCUAAUGAGAGUUACAUUCCCUUCCCAAGUCAAACUAUGGAGUUCAACAGUAACAUUAAGAAGCUGGUGUUGAUGGUGGAGAUUACUAACAUGCCAGAUGAAGGCAGGCAGGCCGAGGACGCCCAUCAGGCCAUGCUCAACAUCACCAUUCCCCCCACACUCAAAUACUCUGGAGUGCGCACUCAGUCUGGAUUUGAUAUUGAGUGCAGCGCAAACGAGUCUGUCAUAUGCAAUCUGGGAAACCCAUUUAAAAGCAAUCAGAAGGCCUCGUUGAUAAUCAUCUUUGAGACCUCUGGUAUAACUCUUUACACAGAACAGAUUGAAUCUCAACUUCAGCUCUCCACUAUAAGUGAACAGAAGGAUCUGUAUCCUGUUCCUGUCACCCUCAACGUGAAGAACACAGUCCUCACUACCUUUUCCUUAGAAAAGCAAUUGAUUGACACGUCCUUCAGUGGCAGUGUGAUUGGUGAAUCUGCCAUGAACAGCACCAGUGAUGUGGGGAGUCCGCUGGAGUUUGUGUUCCGUGUGCAAGUGCUGGGAGAACCUCUGGGAGAUUUGGGAACUCUGAUGAUUGACUUUGAAUGGCCAUUUGCGGUAACCAAUGGGAAAUGGCUGCUGUAUCUCACAGAGAUAGUGAUCAAAGGAGCGUCGGAGUCACGCUGUGUCCCACCGGGGAAGAUUGUCAACCAACUCAACCUCACAUUGUCAGAGCAAGGUACUAAACGAUCUAAAAGAGAGGCGGGAUCUGGGUAUCCCCAUGCAGAAGCUUCUGUUACUGUCCUGGCUCCUCGUAAAGUGUCCCAUUUGCUGGCAUGUUCAAAGCAGACGGCCCACUGUGUGACCUUCUCCUGCCCGCUGCACAACAUGUCGACUCAGGCGGAGAUCAAAGUCAGGUCACGUGUGUGGAACGGCACCUUGCUAGAGGAUUACGCCAAUGCCUUACGAGUGGAGGUAAAGGGGCAGGCCACGUUGAGACUGCAGACAGACAAACCGGCCAUCAAAAUGGACAACCAGACCAGAGAGUUUUCAGUAAACAUUGACCCGGUGCUGGGAGAGGAGUUGCCGUAUGAAGUUCCUCUCUGGAUCAUCAUUGUUGCAGCGGUUGCAGGGAUACUGUUAUUAGGCAUCAUCAGUCUCAUUCUGUGGAAGUGCGGUUUCUUCCGACGGGCCAGCAGGAGGGAGAUGUAUGAGGCCAAAUCCCAGAAAGCAGAAAUAAAGAUCCAGCCCUCUGAGACAGAGAGGCUGACGGAGGAAUACUGAGCCUGCGGGGGCCCGUGGGCCGCUAUGGCAGCACCAUUAGGGUCCUUCGUGUGGUUUCUUCAAGAGGGCUGUUUACUACAGGAUAAUGCCAAAGUACCACGGUGUGAAAGUAUGCAAAGAAGAACGCUAUAAGUGUAACUUGGCCUUUCAGCCCGAGCAAGAACUGAGCAAGAAACUCUGGGUCACCAACUGGACAGAAAUGCAUGAAUAUUACUACUGACCUCUUCACCUCUCUCUGUCCAGAGCCAGGGGAGCGUGAUGAUUGGAGGAUGUCUUUUAUUAACCCCGGAUAACUCAACGAACACUGGACACUGGCGUUUGAAGCCAUCAUUCAUACGCAGUGAGCUAUUGAGAACAUGUUUUGAAAUGUCUGUUGGUCUGUGUGCAAUAUCAUGUUUUGUAGACCAUUAAACCACUUUCAGCAAAGCCAGAUUGUCUGGGACACCUAGUAAUAAUUAAUUGAUUUAUUUGAUUAUUUUGAUUAUCUUCAUGAACAUGUAAAUAUGUUUUGGUUUCAAGCAUGUGCUUUAUUGCAUUAUAAUAGGUUUUUAAUGUAAUCAAGGUGAUAUACUAACUUUCCCCCUUAUGUUGAGGUCAGAAGGUGUCUGCUAUAGUUUACCUGCCAAAGCAGUGGGUCAUUUUUACUCAUUGACAUUUUCCAUCAUGCUAUAACUGAUCUGAGAUCAGUUCUCAUCAAACAACACUGUGGAAAUAGACUAUUUCCAGUUCUGCUGCAUUUUGUUUAGAUGCUCAUUUUGCAACACUGUGUAAGUUUAAGAACUGCUCCAUUUUUCCCCAGCUACUUACUCCCAUGGAGGAAGACUCUUAAAAAUAUAGGUUCUUUAUUGGCAUCAGUGGUUCCAUGAAGAACCUUUAACAUCCACUGAACCUCUCCAAUGCACAAAAGGUUCUUUAGAGUGGAAAAAGGUUCUUCAGAUUAUUAAAAGGUUCUUCACGUGAAGAAAAAAAUGGUUCAUUUAAGAACUUUUGACUGAAAAGUUCUUUGGGGAACCAAAAAUGGUUCUUCUAUGGCAUCGCUAUGUAAACCUCCUUUUGGAACCUUUAUUUUUAAGAGUGAAGACUACAAUGUCUAAGACCCCGUUUGCACUAGUAAAAACAAUGCUCGUCUACACUGUCGUUUCCACAGUGUUUCAGAAACAGUCUCUGUCUACAAUACAUGACCGAAAACGCAUGUCGCAUGACUGUUCAUGCACACUGGGCAUGUGCAUACAAGUGUAAACAGUUGCCUCUUGCGCAAGUAGGUAGCUGCAGUAUUAAAAAAUGAUUGACUGCACAAUGGCUGCUAAAAAUGACAACAAAGCCAGCAAAGAUUGCAGUUCAGUCUCCAUGUUAUUGUUUACAUGGUUGUCAAGGAUACGCAGAGCGAACGUGGGCAGCCACGCUAUCAUUUUCAAAAGUCUCAGUUUUCAGUUUACACUGAAACACAACCCCGGUGUUCUCAAACUAAAAUGGGUUUUCAAAAAGUCUCCAUUUUUGAGGGUCGAAAACGCUGGAGUAGUGUAAACGACAGGAUUAACCAUAGCAAAAGUUAUACGUUUUAAAACGAAAACGCACUAGUGUAAACGGGGCCUAAGUGUGUAAAAUGUUUGCCCAAAUUAUCAUGUUCCUAUCAUCAUUAGUUGGGUGAAUCUCAAAUGAAAAAAGAAAAGAAAAAACAAUAUAUUUCAGUCAUGAUAACUCUCAGAGUGAAUUAUUUGCAUUUAUUUGCAUGGGACAUGGAAUGUAAAUAUGCUUGAUUUUGGCAGACGAGAUCUGCGACUACAAAUACAAGAAUAUGUUCGGCUUAGUUAAAAUAAUAUACAUAAAGGACAUGCUGCUGUAAGAAUAUAUUGAAGCAGAUUUCUACAAGUGGUGCUGGGGAGGAAGAGGGGUAAACAGAAGUUUUCAUAAUCGCGCAGCAGGGCGAUCGCAGGCUAGGGUAUGAAAUAUAUGGUUAUGUGGAUGAAGAUGUACAACUGGUUGGCUAAUGCCACAGCAUUAGAGGAACCAAUCAGCGCUUGAGUUUCAUGACUGAAAUAUUUAUAUAUAUAUAUAUAUAUAUAUAUAUAUAAUUUAGGAUAUUUUGUUUUUGCAUUGUGAUUCAGUUUUAAUGACAAUUACAGUAAGCACAAUUAAAUUCUCAUUACUGCAAUGCGAAAAACAUAUUCGCAUCAUAUGAGCAAAAAUCAAAGCUGACAUGUAAUUAGUCAAUAAAAUAUACAGUCCUGCCCCAAAGUCCACUUAUUGGUUGAGCCAAUGUUUAUUUUUCUGUUGAUUUUGUGGUGUAAUAUGAGUAAAAUUGUUGUCAGCUUUUGUUUAUUCAUUUAGUUUAAUGUCUUUUUGUUUAAGAUUAUCUUUGUCUCUGCUGUGUCAAUUUGUAUUGUGUUGACCCUUUUUUGCAGAGGAACAACUUCAAGAGAACUACUGUCAUGUUGGUGCGAUUCAUUUUACAAGUGAAGAAUGUAGAUUUUAUGCUUGAACAAAUGUUAUAAUUUCUAUAAAACAAUGUACACCCAAGCCACAUGGAUUGGAGGUUUCAUUUCAAAAACAGCUCAGAUAAGUCCAAUUUCAAAUAUGAGUAUAUAUUGUAUCAGAUGGUAUAAGAUUGCUUUUAUGGUGAUAUGGAGCAAGUUUCGUAUUUUAGUGGAAUUUGCUAUAAUCAAAUGGUGGGUUAGAGUGAAAAAAAAAGUCUAAAAAGAGUGGGUUAGAGUGUCAGAGAGAAGCCUAUAUUGGUUGGCUUGUUUAGUUGUUAUUAUAGGUAUAGAGUUGGAUACUAGAGCAAAUUGGGUAAACCACUGGACUUCAUUACAGUCUGAGCAAAUAAAAUGACACAGACUGCUUGUAUACCUCAGACCUGGGUUGAGGGAUGAGAAAAUAUACUGUAUGUUCACAGAAAAAAAGGCUUUUUUAUACUGUACUGAUAUUAAAAUAUUUUUUAAAACUGAA